UAUAGAUGGUGUUCCCACACGUAAUUUCACGGCAUUUCGACGACCAGAGCAUCGGGCAGUGUUGAGCAUUAACUUGCAGUUUCAGUUUCUCUCAACUCGCAUUUUCCUGCAGCUAUCUCUUGUUUGACGCAUUUUGUUUCGUGUAAUUGAAUCAAUAAUCGAGUUCUCCGGACCUUCCGGAACAGCAAAUGACGCCGCCAAUUCUCUCGUUAGCUCUGCCGUCGGCGACUGGUCGAGUUCUCAGUAUUCAAUCCCACACUGUUCAGGGAUAUGUCGGGAACAAAUCAGCUGUUUUCCCUCUCCAACUAUUGGGCUAUGAUGUAGAUCCAAUAAAUUCCGUGCAGUUCUCAAACCACACAGGAUAUCCGACUUUCAAGGGCCAAGUUUUGAAUGGAGGACAAUUAUGGGACUUAAUUGAAGGCCUCGAAGAAAAUGAGUUGUUGUACUAUACUCAUUUGUUAACAGGUUAUAUUGGUUCCGUUUCUUUCCUCAACACAGUGUUAAAAGUUGUUGAAAAGCUUCGCUCAGUGAACCCUCAGUUAACAUAUGUAUGUGAUCCUGUGAUGGGUGAUGAAGGGAAGCUUUAUGUUCCGCAAGAACUGGUAUCUGUGUACCGUGAGAAGGUUGUUCCAGUGGCUUCAAUGUUGACUCCUAAUCAAUUUGAAGCUGAACAAUUGACUGGGUUAAGGAUCCAAUCUGAGGGAGAUGGUAGAGAAGCUUGUAACAUUCUUCAUGCUGCAGGACCUACAAAGGUUGUGAUAACAAGCAUAAGUAUGAACGGUGAACUUCUUCUCAUUGGCAGCCAUCAGAAGAAUGAGGGCCAAUCUCCUGAACAAUUUAAGAUCACAAUUCCCAAGAUUCCUGCAUAUUUCACGGGAACUGGUGAUCUUACGACUGCACUUCUUCUUGGUUGGAGCAAUAAAUAUCCUGAACACCUUGAUUUGGCGGCAGAGCUUGCAGUCUCAAGUUUGCAGGCAGUUCUGCAUAGAACAAUGAAUGAUUACAAAAGUGCAGGACAUGAUCCUGAAUCCAGCAGUUUGGAGAUUCGAUUGAUUCAAAGCCAAGAUGACAUUCGAAAUCCAAAAAUUAAAUUUAAAGCUCAAAGGUACGAUUGAGUUGGCGUUCUUCUCGAACAACAUUUUAGGUACAUUGCAAGACAUCUCUAAACCUUCUUUUUUAUUCAGUUUCAUAACCCCCGAAAAAUAUUAUUAGUAAUAAUACUAAUAAUGAUACUGCAUGAAGGGAUUAAGGUUGAAAUUAGUUUACGCCACCUUCCCUGCAUUUAUUAAUA
Messenger RNA from Cucurbita pepo subsp. pepo (vegetable marrow), 1291 nucleotides. RefSeq names its product pyridoxal kinase. Gene Ontology annotation, biological process: pyridoxal 5'-phosphate salvage. Gene Ontology annotation, cellular component: cytosol. NCBI's taxonomy places the organism in Eukaryota, Viridiplantae, Streptophyta, Magnoliopsida, Cucurbitales, Cucurbitaceae. Gene Ontology annotation, molecular function: pyridoxal kinase activity. The record is from RefSeq and is a predicted model, not a curated record.